Cannabis sativa is the source of this 1892-nucleotide messenger RNA. RefSeq lists its product as uncharacterized. Gene Ontology annotation, molecular function: iron-sulfur cluster binding; RNA methyltransferase activity. The coding region runs from base 126 to 1505 and encodes 459 amino acids. The record is from RefSeq and is a predicted model, not a curated record. Gene Ontology annotation, biological process: rRNA base methylation; tRNA methylation. Lineage: Eukaryota; Viridiplantae; Streptophyta; Magnoliopsida; Rosales; Cannabaceae. The transcript is spliced from 8 exons.
UAUAACGAUUUUCAGAUUUCGAAGAUAAAACAGUGUGAGUUUCAAAGUAUUAUCAACUAACUAACUAUAAACAGCUUUAGUUUGAAAACCCUAGCGAAUUAGGGCACAGAUUAACAGACUUUGCCAUGGAGAUUGGGUGCAUGUGGAUGAGACGAAUUCGGUUGAGACCCAAUUCUCUCAUCACUUCUGUGACCACUCCGAUUGGCUCCUCCUCCUCUCCAGCUUUCAGAGAACCCAUUUUGUACAUUUUCCGGAAACGUAGAACCCACGUACAGGGUCUCUUUCAGUUUCUUCGAACCCACCGUCGUUUGCUUACGACCGCCGCCGCCGUUUCACCUUCAAACCCUCGAGCUCCCUUCGACUGCGCUGAAGGAGUUGACAUUGAUGAUGUUUCAAACAAAAGCUCGAAGGUUGUUCUUAAGGGAAUGAAUUACUCUGAACUUGAGAAAUGGGUUCAAUCACAUGGAUAUAGACCUGGUCAAGCUUUAAUGCUAUGGAAACGCUUAUAUGGGGACAAUAUUUGGGCGCAUCAUAGUGAUGAGUUAGAAGGUUUGAACAAGGAUUUUAAGAGCAUGUUGAGUGAAAAUGCUGAGUUCAAGGCGUUAUCUUUGAAUGAAAUUAUAACAGCAUCUGAUGGAACUAAGAAGAUUUUAUUUAAGUUGGAAGAUGAUUUAAUAAUUGAGACUGUUGUUAUACCUUCUGAUAGUGGCCGUAACACUGUCUGUGUUUCGAGUCAAGUGGGCUGUGCCAUGAACUGUCAGUUCUGCUUUACUGGCAGGAUGGGUUUAACAAGAAAUCUAACUGCAGCUGAGAUAAUUGAGCAGGCAGUAUUUGCAAGGCGCCUGCUCACUAGCGAAGUUGGUUCGAUUACAAAUGUUGUAUUUAUGGGAAUGGGAGAACCGUUUCAAAAUAUUGACAAUGUUAUCAAAGCUUUAGACAUUAUGGUGCAUGAUCAGGGGCUGCAUUUCAGUCCCCGCAAGAUCACGGUUUCAACUAGUGGACUAGUCCCACAGCUGAGACGGUUCCUCAAAGAGUCAAACUGUGGUUUAGCUGUUAGUUUGAAUGCCACAACUGAUGAGGUUAGAAACUGGAUCAUGCCAAUCAACAGGAAGUAUAAGUUAGACUUACUUCUUCAGACCCUUAGGGAGGAACUUCGCUUCAAACAUAAAUAUAAAGUUCUAUUUGAAUAUGUAAUGCUUGCUGGUGUUAAUGACAGCAUGGAAGAUGCAAGGAGGCUAGUUGAUCUUGUUCAAGGUAUUCCAUGCAAAAUCAAUCUCAUCUCUUUCAAUUCCCAUUGUGGAUCCCAAUUCAGACCAACUAGGGAUGAGAAAAUGGUUGAGUUCCGAAAUUUUUUGGCUAAAGCCGGAUGUACUGUGUUGUUGCGACCUAGUAGAGGUGAUGAUCAGAUGGCUGCCUGUGGUCAACUUGGCAAUCCUGGUCCUGUUCGGGCUCCUGUCCUCCGUGUGCCUGAGAAGUUUCGAACUGCCUUAGAAGUUUCAGCAUGAUUUUUAAGACAACCAUGGGAAAACCAUCAUUUGGUUAUUUCAUAGUCUACUGGCCUAAUUCUUAGUAGCUUCUAAGUUUAGUACCCUAUAUAGUACCCUAUAUAGCCUGUGCGGUUUUGUUAAACCAACCACUUAGGCUAGGUGCUAAGCAAUUUAGUAGAAUCUGGUCCUUUAAACAUGAAUCUCACGGAUGCCAUUGAAUAGUGUAAUGAAUCUCACGGAUGUGAUUGAAUAGUACGAGUACUCUUUAAAACAACAUUGGUCGACGUAAAAUCUCCUUCCGCUUUCCCAUGCCUUAUGGGGUCUGCUCUUGGAAAAUUCAUCACGUUCUGUUUUUUCUUGAGCUCUUCUCUCGAAUAAAACGGUGCGUUGCACCUUUAAUCAUCA